Penicillium atrosanguineum is the source of this 5805-nucleotide messenger RNA. RefSeq names its product putative potassium ion channel Yvc1 (gene yvc1). Gene Ontology annotation, cellular component: endoplasmic reticulum membrane. The transcript has 8 exons. Bases 1 to 5805 code for a protein of 1934 amino acids. The record is from RefSeq and is a predicted model, not a curated record. Gene Ontology annotation, biological process: intracellular calcium ion homeostasis. Lineage: Eukaryota; Fungi; Ascomycota; Eurotiomycetes; Eurotiales; Aspergillaceae. Gene Ontology annotation, molecular function: nucleotide binding; P-type ion transporter activity.
AUGGGAAAUUGGGGUGAUCUUUUCGGCUUUGACCGCCGCAGAGCAAACCACCGCGUUCAUGUAGAGCGACGACGACUUCUCCCCGCGUAUGCUGCCGAUGAGCCACAAUCCUUGGAGUCCUCAAAGGAGAUCGCCAAAGUUGCGCUGCGCUUGAAAUACCAAAUUGAGCAACUGGUCGCUUGUGAGGUUGAGGAGAGUGUCCUGACCGACCCUAACAGUCGCAUUAUCACAGACAAUGUGAUCAAGACCGCCAAAAACGCCGGCGGUGAAGAUUACAAGGCCUGUGUUGUCUACUGUCUUCUGACGUGUCUGCGAUGGUUCCAGAUCCAGGCCUCUGUGGAGCUCUGGGAUGCGGAUCUCCACGAAGGUCGAGCUGUAGCUUGUGAGGUCAUCGCCAAGCGCAUGUAUAAUUCCCCCAUCGGGCACACUCCCAAGAGCAUUGUUACUAAUCAGUUAUGUAGCAUUGAGAGCGAGCAAGAUCAGAAAUAUCUGCUUAAAUUUAUCCUUCUUAAGCGUUACUCUAUCUUUGUUGAAGGUGAAGAGACGGAUCCUGCCAAUGUGAUCGAGCGCUCGGUGGACCUCCACGCGCUGAGAGUCAUCAGCUCUGCUGGAUACCAGAAAUGUAUCACGUACCUGUGGCAAGGCUGGAUCUGUCAGGAAGAAGGCAAUCCGACCAAUUUCAUCGAGUACGCUGAUAAGUCGAACUCUGACUACUGGACUCAUUUCCACCCCGACCGGAUGCGCACCCCUGUUUAUCAGAAUGUGUGCCAGAUCGUGUUUUCUCUGAUAUAUCUCGCGCUGUACACAGCUGUGAUCAAUACUGUCAACCCUACCGGCGAUCUUGACAUUGUCGAGUGUAUUCUUUACACGAUGACCCUUGCGUUCAUCUGCGACGAAGCUGUCAAAUUCUGGAAGGUGGGCUGGAACUAUCUCGAGUUCUGGAACGCCUUCAACUCUACUCUUUACGCCCUGCUGGCGAUAUCAUUCUUCAUGCGCGUGGUUGCAUUGGCUCAUUCACCCUUGAAUCAUGAUGAAAAACGGCAGUUCUUCAAUGAGCUAAGUUACAACUUCCUAGCUUUUGCCGGUCCAAUGUUCUGGAUGCGCAUGAUGCUCUACUUGGACUCGUUCCGCUUCUUCGGUGCUAUGUUCGUGGUGCUGCGUGUUAUGAUGAAAGAGAGCUUGAUCUUCUUUGCUCUUCUGUUCGUGGUUCUAGCUGGUUUCUUCCAGGCUUUCAUUGGAAUGGCUCAGGUUGACGACGAUGUUGAUAUCGUCAGACCCAUUAUCCAAGGCAUGGCGAACACCGUGAUGCAGAGCCCUGAGUUUGAUACUUUCCAGGACUUUGCAUACCCCUUCGGAAUCAUCCUCUACUACAUCUUCAAUUUUGUUGUCAUGAUCGUCCUAUUGAACAUCCUCAUCGCGCUGUACAACAGUGCGUAUGAAGACAUCUCCGGCAACGCCACCGACGAGUACAUGGCCAUCUUCGCCCAGAAGACCAUGCAAUUCGUCCGUGCUCCCGAUGAGAAUGUGUUCAUUCCACCCUUCAAUCUGAUUGAGAUUCUGGGUCUUGUUGCUCCAUUUGAAUGGUGGCUCUCGCGAAAGCAUUAUGCCAAGCUCAACGACAUCGUGAUGGGUAUCAUCUACUCGCCCCUUCUCGUCAUCACUGCUUGGAUUGAGACCCGCCAGGCGGAGGCUAUCAAAUGGAAUCGUCGUCACGGGGAGGAGGACGAGAAUGACACCCAAGAAUGGGAACACGUGGCUGAGGAAGUUGACUUUGACCUCAAUGAUAACUGGAAGGAAGAAGUGAAGCAGAACACUCCUGAUAUCAAGGCUGACCCUUGCACCGCGGAGAUUCGGGAGUUGAAGGAACAGGUUGCUGUAUUGACGGAUGUGCCGUUUCCUGGUCCCUAUUCGUGGUCCUCCGCUGCCAUCAUGGCGAAACUCACAGACGACCCUCAGAUUCAACAUGCGUCCCUGCAUAAUCCCCUCUCGAUUCAAUUGCAUACAUACGUAUGGCCGUUUUUGAUUAUUUGGCCGGCGUUUUUCGCCUUUUACCUCUCCCCUGAUCGCUAUGACACGUAUAUCCAGGGCCAGGAGUGGACCUUCGUCUUUGCGGGGUCUAUCAUCACGGCGCAGUCGCUGCUGUGGUUGAUGACCAAAUGGAACAUUAACAUUAGCACCUUGUUCACCACUACCUCCGCCAAGUCUGUUGAUACUGCCCGCCUCAUCAAGGUCAUUCCCAUCACCAACGCCGGUUCCGCCGAGAUCUGCCCUUUGAUUCGUGAGAGCGCUGGUGGAAAGAAGACUCUGUCGUUCCUGUUUCAGAAGCGCCGUUUCCUCUUCUACCCCGAGACUCGUACCUUCGCCCCCCUGUCCUACGUCCUCGAUGCGGAGCCCAAGCCCGCCCUCAAGUACUUCCAGCAGAGCACGGGUCUUACCACUAAGGCCGAGAUUGAUCGCAUCCAGCAUCACUAUGGUGAUAACACCUUCGAUAUCCCCGUUCCUACCUUCGUCGAGCUCUUCCAGGAGCAUGCGGUGGCACCGUUCUUCGUUUUCCAGGUAUUUUGCGUCGGACUCUGGAUGCUGGACGAAUACUGGUACUACUCGCUGUUCACGCUUUUCAUGCUUGUUGCUUUUGAAAGCACCGUGGUGUGGCAACGUCAGAGGACCCUCAGCGAGUUCCGUGGAAUGAACAUCAAACCCUACGAUGUUUGGGUCUACCGCGAGAACAAGUGGUCGGAAAUCACUAGUGAUAAGCUUCUCCCCGGCGAUUUGAUGUCUGUCAGCCGCACCAAGGAGGAUGGCGGUGUUGCUUGUGAUAUUCUCUUGAUUGAGGGUAGUGUCAUAGUGAACGAGGCUAUGCUUUCUGGUGAAAGUACCCCGCUUCUGAAGGAAUCCGUUCAGCUUCGCCCUGGAAAUGAUCUGAUUGAGCCAGAAGCUCUGGACAAGAACUCGUUUGUGCAUGGUGGUACCAAGGUUCUCCAGAUCACUCACCCUAGCGCCGCAAAUGGAGAUAAUGCUCUGAAGAACCUGGCUGCUGGUCUUACCAGUCCUCCCGACAACGGUGCCAUUGGCGUGGUCGUCAAGACUGGAUUCGAAACUAGCCAAGGUAGCCUGGUGCGCACUAUGAUCUACUCUACCGAGCGUGUCUCUGCCAACAACGUCGAGGCUCUGCUGUUCAUCCUGUUCCUCCUGAUUUUCGCAAUUGCGGCUUCCUGGUACGUGUGGAAAGAGGGUGUUUCCCAGGACCGUAAGCGCUCCAAGCUUCUUCUGGACUGUGUCCUCAUCGUCACAAGUGUCGUACCCCCGGAGCUUCCCAUGGAGCUGAGCUUGGCUGUUAACACUAGUCUUGCUGCCCUGAGCAAGUAUGCUAUCUUCUGUACCGAACCCUUCCGUAUUCCUUUUGCUGGACGCGUGGAUAUUGCUUGCUUUGACAAGACGGGUACCCUGACUGGCGAGGACCUUCUCGUGGACGGUAUUGCUGGUCUCACUCUGGGACGGACCGGUGCCAAGGUUGAAGCUGAUGGUGCUCACUCUGAUUUGGCAAAGACUGGGGCUGUUGGAUCCGAAACCACUCUUGUUCUUGCCAGUGCUCACGCCCUGGUGAAGUUGGAUGAGGGUGACGUCGUUGGUGACCCCAUGGAGAAGGUUGCUUUGGAAUGGCUCGGUUGGACUCUUGGCAAGAAAGACAUUUUGACCAGCAAGGGCAAUGCCCCUGUUGUUUUCGACCGGCCUGUUGAAUCUGUUCAGGUCAAGAGAAGAUUCCAGUUUUCCUCCGCCCUGAAGCGCCAGAGCACCAUCGCGACUAUUACCACCAACGAGCCCAAGACCUCGAAGAAGAGCAAAGCUACUUUUGUCAGUGUCAAGGGUGCUCCUGAGACGAUCAGCACCAUGCUUGUCAACCUGCCUCCUAACUAUGAAGAGACAUACAAGCACUUCACUCGCAAUGGUGCCCGUGUUCUCGCUCUGGCCUACAAGUAUCUCUCCACCGAAUCGGAACUGUCUCAAAACCGCAUCAACAACUACAUUCGUGAGGAGAUUGAGUCCGAUCUGAUCUUCGCCGGUUUCCUUGUACUCCAGUGUCCCCUAAAGGAUGACGCUAUCAAGUCCGUUCGCAUGCUAAACGAAAGUAGCCACCGUGUUGUCAUGAUUACCGGUGACAACCCGCUGACUGCUUGCCAUGUUGCCCGCCAGGUUGAGAUUGUGGAUCGCGAGGUGGUUAUUCUUGAUGCCCCCGAGCACGAUACCUCCGGUACUCGGGUUGUCUGGCGUACCAUCGACGAUAAGCUUAACAUCGAUGUUGACCCCACCCAGCCUCUGGACCCCGAGAUUCUGAAGACCAAGGAUAUCUGUAUCACCGGUUACGCUCUGGCCAAGUUCAAGGACCAGAAGGCCCUGCCCGACCUCCUUCGCCACACCUGGGUCUACGCUCGUGUGUCUCCCAAGCAAAAGGAAGAUAUUUUGCUUGGCCUCAAGGACGCUGGCUACACUACUCUGAUGUGCGGUGACGGUACCAACGAUGUCGGUGCUCUGAAGCAGGCUCACGUUGGUGUUGCUCUCCUGAAUGGAUCUCCCGAAGACUUGACCAAGAUUGCCGAGCACUACCGAACUACCAAGAUGAAGGAGCUGUACGAGAAGCAGUGCGGCAUGAUGAAGAAGUUCAACCAGCCCGCGCCCCCUGUGCCUGUGCAGAUUGCCCACCUUUACCCCCCUGGUCCCUCCAACCCCAACUACCUGAAGGCCAUGGAGCGUGAGGCUCAGAAGAAGGGUGCCAAGCCCGGCGAAGAGAUCCCUACUAUCACCUCGCCUGGUGCCCAGGCUUUGCAGACGUCCCAGAACAUGACUCAUCAGCAGAGACAGCAGCAGGCCCAGGCUGCUGCCGCUGGAUUUGCCGACAAGCUCACCUCUUCUAUGUUGGAGCAGGAGCUGGAUGACAGCGAGCCACCUACGAUUAAGUUGGGUGAUGCUUCUUGUGCUGCGCCGUUCACCAGCAAGCUGGCUAACGUCAUUGCCAUCCCCAACAUUAUUCGCCAGGGCCGUUGCACUUUGGUCGCCACUAUCCAGAUGUAUAAAAUUCUUGCUUUGAACUGCCUGAUUAGCGCCUACAGUCUGAGUGUUAUUUACUUGGAUGGUAUUAAAUUUGGUGACGGUCAGGUCACCAUCAGCGGUAUGCUGAUGAGUGUUUGCUUCCUGUCUAUCUCUCGCGCCAAGUCGGUCGAGGGUCUGUCCAAGGAACGCCCGCAGCCAAAUAUCUUCAACGUGUAUAUCAUUGGCUCCGUUCUUGGACAAUUCGCUAUCCACAUUGUCACUUUGAUCUACCUCUCCAGAUACGUGUAUUCCAUUGAGCCGAGAUCCGACAAAAUCGACCUCGAGGGCGAGUUCGAGCCGUCCCUUCUGAACAGUGCCAUCUACCUCCUCCAGCUGAUCCAGCAGAUCUCCACCUUCUCGAUCAACUACCAGGGCCGUCCCUUCCGCGAGUCUAUCCGCGAGAACAAGGCGAUGUACUGGGGUCUGGUCGCCGCCUCUGGUGUUGCCUUCUCUUGCGCCACUGAGUUCGUGCCCGAGAUCAACGAGAAGCUGCGUCUGGUGCCAUUCAGCAACGAGUUCAAGAUGACGCUGACUGUACUGAUGAUCUUCGAUUACGGUGGUUGUUGGCUCAUUGAGAAUGUCUUGAAGAGCUUUUUCAGUGACUUCCAUCCUAAGGACAUCGCUGUCCGUCGCCCUGACCAGCUCGUCCGUGAGACUGAGCGUAAGGCGAAGGAGCUGCAGGAGGCCGAGGCUGAGAAAGAGCAGCAGAGAAAGAUUUAA